Molecule: messenger RNA, 1197 nt
Organism: Ictalurus furcatus (blue catfish)
Lineage: Eukaryota; Metazoa; Chordata; Actinopteri; Siluriformes; Ictaluridae
Exons: 4
Coding region: 1-1197 (398 amino acids)
Source: RefSeq, a predicted model, not a curated record
AUGAUACCAGUUAUAAUAGCUGUAGUGGUACAGACCUUAGACUUCUCCUUGGUGAAGGAGGUGUGGCCUGUUUUCUUCUACAUAGUGAAGGAGGUGUGGCUUGUGUUCUUUUAUAUAGUGAAGGAGGUGUGGCUUGUGUUCUAUAUAGUGAAGGAGGUGUGGCUUGUGUUCUUCUACAUAGUGAAGGAGGUGUGGCUUGUGUUCUUUUACAUAGUGAAGGAGGUGUGGCUUGUGUUCUUCUAUAUAGUGAAGGAGGUGUGGCUUGUGUUCUAUAUAGUGAAGGAAGUGUGGCUUGUGUUCUUCAUAGUGAAGGAGGUGUGGCUUGUGUUCUUCAUAGUGAAGGAGGUGUGGCUUGUGUUCUUUUAUAUAGUGAAGGAAGUGUGGCUUGUGUUCUUUUAUAUAGUGAAGGAGGUGUGGCUUGUGUUCUUCUAUAUAGUGAAGGAGGUGUGGCUUGUGUUCUUCUACAUAGUGAAGGAGGUGUGGCUUGUGUUCUUCUACAUAGUGAAGGAGGUGUGGUUUGUGUUCUUCUACAUAGUGAAGGAGGUGUGGCUUGUGUUCUUUUACAUAGUGAAGGAGGUGUGGCUUGUGUUCUUCUACAUAGUGAAAGAGGUGUGGCUUGUGUUCUUCAUAGUGAAGGAGGUGUGGCUUGUGUUCUUUUACAUAGUGAAGGAGGUGUGGUUUGUGUUCUUUUACAUAGUGAAGGAGGUGUGGCUUGUGUUCUUCAUAGUGAAGGAGGUGUGGCUUGUGUUCUUUUACAUAGUGAAGGAGGUCUGGUUUGUGUUCUUUUACAUAGUGAAGGAGGUGUGGCUUGUGUUCUUCUACAUAGCGAAGGAGGUGUGGCUUGUGUUCUUCUAUGUAGUGAAGGAGGUGUGGUUUGUGUUGUUCUACAUAGUGAAGGAGGUGUGGCUUGUGUUCUUCUACAUAGUGAAGGAGGUGUGGCUUGUGUUCUUUUACAUAGUGAAGGAGGUGUGGCUUGUGUUCUUCUACAUAGUGAAGGAGGUGUGGUUUGUGUUCUUCUACAUUGUGAAGGAGGUGUGGCUUGUGUUCUUCUCCAUAUUUAAGAAGGUGUGGCUUGUGUUCUUCUCCAUUGUGCAGGAGGUGUGGCCUGUGUUCUCCAUAUUUAAGGAGGUGUGGCUUGUGUUCUCCAUUUUGAAGGAGGUUUGGCUUGCGAGGUGUGGCUUGUGUUCUCCUCCAUAG